Alligator mississippiensis (American alligator) is the source of this 3737-nucleotide messenger RNA. It is a transcript of the gene POLD1, whose product is annotated as DNA polymerase delta 1, catalytic subunit. Gene Ontology annotation, cellular component: delta DNA polymerase complex. The record is from RefSeq and is a predicted model, not a curated record. The transcript is spliced from 27 exons. Gene Ontology annotation, molecular function: DNA binding; DNA-directed DNA polymerase activity; nucleotide binding. The coding region runs from base 94 to 3468 and encodes 1124 amino acids. Lineage: Eukaryota; Metazoa; Chordata; Crocodylia; Alligatoridae. Gene Ontology annotation, biological process: DNA-templated DNA replication; base-excision repair, gap-filling; nucleotide-excision repair, DNA gap filling.
GGGUUGGUAUGGGAACCGAGGGGUGGGACCACGCUGGGCUCCGCCUCCUUUUGGAUUGGCGGGAGAGUCGGAGCUGGAGCUGGGGGAUCCACCAUGGAGGCCAAGCGGAAGGUAUCCCCAGCGGGGCCUGGCCCAGAGGACCCCUCACAGUGGAAGCGGCCACGGGGGGGUGACUGGGAGGAUGAGAACCCCUCACAGUUUGAGGAGGCACUGGCCUACCUGGAUGAGGUGGAGAGCGAGAUGACUCUGGAGAUGGAGUCGUCAUCUCAGUUGCUUGAUGUCAUGGCCAUCGGGAGUCUGUUCUCCUCGGUGCUGAACCCCAAGUGGCAGCGCCCAGCACCCCCUGGGAUCGACCCUGCAGCUGAUGCACUCUGCUUCCAGCAGGUGGAGCUGGAUUAUUAUGUGGGCUCUCCAUUUCCUGGGAUGCCAGGUGCCACACAGGGCCCAGUGCCCGUGCUCCGUAUGUUUGGUGUCACUAAGGCUGGCAACAGUGUAUGUUGCCACAUCCAUGGCUUUGCCCCCUACUUCUAUGUGCCUGCCCCCAGUGGCUUCCAGGCCCAGCACCUGGGUGAGUUCCAGCGGGAGCUGAACGGGGCUGUGCUGCGGGACAUGCGCUCCAACAAGGAUGGGCUGAGCCAGGCUGUGUUGGCCGUGGAGCUGUGCAGCAAGGAGAGCAUGUACGGGUACCAUGGGCAACGGCUCAUGCCCUUCCUGAAGGUAGUGAUGGCUCUUCCCCGGCUCAUCGCCCCUGCCAAGCGGCUGCUGGAGCAGGGCCUGCGCUGCGGGACCCUCGGCCUACAUGGCUUCCAGGCCUACGAGGCCAACAUCGACUUUGAGAUCAGGUUCAUGGUGGACCGGGAUAUCGUGGGCUGUAACUGGAUAGAGCUUCCUCCUGGCACAUACCAGCUGCGCACAGAGCUGGCCUCAGGGGAGGCCUCCAAGGACAAUCCAGCAAAGGCAUCUCUCUGCCAGCUGGAAGUGGAUGUGGCCUGGACAGACUUUGUGAGCCACCCCCCUGAGGGCGAGUGGCAGGGCAUUGCACCUCUGCGUGUGCUCAGCUUUGACAUAGAGUGUGCUGGGCGCAAAGGAAUCUUCCCAGAGCCAGACAAAGAUCCCGUGAUCCAGAUCGCUAACAUGGUGCUGCGGCAGGGGGAGAAAGACCCCUUUGUGCGCAAUGUCUUCACCCUGCAGGGCUGCGCCCCCAUUGUAGGCUCCCAGGUGCUCUGCUUCCAGAGAGAGGCCGAGCUCCUAAAGGCCUGGGCUGAGUUCAUUCGCAUUGUGGACCCUGACAUCAUUACGGGCUACAACAUCCAGAACUUUGACCUGCCCUACCUGCUCCAGCGUGCCCAGGUCCUCAAGGUCUCGACGUUCCCUUUCCUCGGCCGGAUUCCAGGUCGCAAGUCUGUCAUCAGGGACUCAUCCUUCCAGUCUAAGCAGAUGGGGCGGCGUGAGAACAAGGUUAUCAACACUGAGGGACGAGUCCAAUUUGACUUGCUACAGGUGCUGCUGCGGGACUACAAGUUGCGUUCCUACACCCUCAACGCUGUGAGCUACCACUUCCUGCAAGAGCAGAAGGAGGACGUGCAACACUCCAUCAUCACUGACCUGCAGAAUGGGACGGACCAGACCCGGCGCCGCUUGGCCGUGUACUGCCUGAAAGACACCUACCUGCCCUUGCGGCUGCUGGAGAAGCUGAUGUGUGUCAUCAACUACAUGGAGAUGGCCCGGGUCACUGGUGUUCCCCUUGGCUACCUGCUUGCCCGUGGCCAGCAGGUCAAGGUGGUGUCGCAGCUCCUGCGCCAGGCCAUGAAGCAGGACCUAGUGAUGCCUGUGGUGAAAUCGGAAGGGGGUGAAGACUAUGCAGGCGCCACUGUUAUUGAGCCACUGAAGGGGUAUUAUGAUAUGCCUAUUGCCACGCUAGACUUCUCCUCCCUGUACCCAUCCAUCAUGAUGGCCCACAACCUCUGCUACACCACCCUGCUGCAGACAGGAGCGCCAGAGCGCUAUGGCUUGGCCUCCGAAGACUUCAUCCGCACCCCAACGGGCGACCUCUUCGUUAAGGCCUCGAUGCGCAAGGGGCUGCUCCCUGAAAUCCUGGAGAACCUGCUGGCUGCCCGCAAGAGGGCCAAGGCCGAGCUGCAGCGUGAGACAGACCCCUUCAAGCGCCAGGUGCUGGAUGGGCGGCAGCUGGCACUCAAGGUCAGCGCCAACUCCGUGUAUGGCUUCACUGGAGCCCAGGUGGGCAAGCUGCCCUGCCUGGAGAUCUCCCAGAGCGUGACCGGUUUUGGGCGCCAGAUGAUUGAAAAGACUAAGCAGCUGGUGGAGUCCAAAUACACCAUUGCUAAUGGGUACUGUGCUGAUGCCAAGGUGGUGUAUGGAGACACGGACUCAGUGAUGUGUCGCCUUGGCGUGGCAUCGGUGGCCGAGGCCAUGGAGAUUGGGCGGGAGGCAGCCGCCUGGGUUUCCAGCCACUUCACGCCCCCCAUCAAGCUGGAGUUUGAGAAAGUGUACUUCCCCUACCUGCUGAUCAGCAAGAAGCGCUAUGCGGGGCUGUACUUCUCGUCCAGCGCCCAGGUGCAUGACAAGAUGGACUGCAAGGGCAUCGAGACCGUGCGCCGUGACAACUGCCCCUUGGUGGCCAACCUCAUUAGCACCUGCCUGCAGAAGCUCCUCAUUGACAGGGACCCGGCAGGUGCAGUGGCCCAUGCCAAGGAGGUGAUCUCGGAUCUGUUGUGUAACCGGGUGGACAUCUCCCAACUGGUGAUCACCAAGGAGCUGACCCGCACAGCGCAUGAGUACACUGGCCACCAGGCCCAUGUGGAGCUGGCCCAGAGCCCUCGGCUCCUUCUCCUUCCCCCACCUCUUUCCAGGAUGCGGCGGCGGGACCCUGGCAGUGCCCCCAACCUGGGCGACCGGGUGCCCUAUGUUAUCAUCAGCGCUGCCAAGGGGGUGGCAGCCUACAUGAAAUCCGAGGACCCCAUCUAUGUGCUGGAGAACAACAUCCCAAUCGACACACAGUACUACCUGGAGCAGCAGCUUGCCAAGCCCCUGCUCCGCAUCUUUGAGCCCAUCCUGGGAGAGGGCAAGGCCGAGAGUGUCCUGCUCAAGGGGGAGCACACACGCUGCAAGACAGUCCUCACCUCCAAGGUGGGGGGGCUCAUGGCUUUUGCCACCAAGCGCAGCACCUGCAUUGGCUGCCGGGCUGUCCUGCCCCACCAUGGCGCAGUGUGCAAGUUCUGCCUGGACCGGCAGUCUGAGCUGUACCAGAAGGAGAUCUCCCAUCUUUCUUCACUGGAAGAGAAGUUUGCCCGGCUCUGGACCCAGUGCCAGCGGUGCCAGGGCAGCCUGCAUGAAGAUGUGCUGUGCACCAGCCGCGACUGCCCCAUCUUCUACAUGCGCAAGAAGGUGCAGAAGGACUUAGAUGACCAGGAGUGCCUGGUGGCACGGUUUGGGCCCCCUACAUGGUGAGAGGGGGCAGGUGGCUCAGCCCCACUCUGGCCAGUACCCUGUGUAUAGGCCUCCCCCUCCAAACCUACACGGAAGAUGUUGAAGACAGGCAUUUCUUGCCCCUGCACCCUAGGAUUUGCCUUGUCUCCCUCUGCCCAGGGGUGACAGAGGCCCCAGUUUGGGGAGAUUUUUGAGGGGGGGGGCAGGGCUAGGGGGUUGCUGUGGGUUUGGGACCAUUUGUAAUUUUGUAUUUUCUAUGAUGAAUAAAGAGUCCUAUUUUAAACAUUGAA